GCUGGCUUCCUUGCGACCCUCUGCCAGCCCUCGCACGUCCCCGGCCGCCGCUCAGCCGCGCGUUUCCUGCGCCUGAAUUAUCAGAUUUCCCAUACCCCGCCGGCUAAAAAAUUUCCUAUCGUGUAUCUAUUACGAUUGCCUUUUAUCAUCCACCGCGUCUAUCCGGGGGUUUCGAUUCGUGUGCACUGUGAAGGGGGAAACUAAGUCCGCCUUUUUUUUUUUUGUGCUAAACCGGCUUUUGCGGGCGUUUGAUACUCUUACUAUACGAUCGCGUCAGCGGCAGUCACCCGGACUGCCUUGUCGGCUUUCUAAUUUUAUAUCCCACGCCCCCGGAUUGUUGGGUGUGUCAUCCACACCACCGAGCACGCAAGGGGGGAUCCAAAACGGACCUGUCUCUGGGACAGCACCAUCAAGGCAAAUAAUAUCCCCCCCUCCCUCCAUCUUAGCUUCCAAUGGUCUCUAUGGUUGAGACCGCCAGUUCCACGCAAAAUGACCCGGCCAUGGACCCGGUCGUCCCCAAGACCGAGCCCUUGCCUGAGGGUUCGAUCAGUUCGGCUGUGUCGACCCCGGAGGCUGAGGGUGAGAUCCUGAUGCAGGAUGUGGCCCAGACGCAGAAGCGAAAGGGUGGAAGAAAGCCGGUACGUAAGAUGACGGCGCCUUUUAUACCUCGUGGUGUUCGUUGCUUUUCUCUUAUCUGGGGUUUUCAUUAUCAUCCUUUAUCUCUCAUCGUCCUCGUCCCUUCCCCCCAUUUCAUUUGUUCCUGCGUGCAAUCCGGGGCCCCGCACUGCGUCUAUUAUUAUCAUUUAUCAUUGCGAUUGUUCAUCCUUAUCGUCCUGUCAUAUCCCUCUCUGCUGCUGAUCUACGCCACCUCGGAGGAGCGGAAGCAACGCAACCGCCAGGCCCAGGCCGCCUUCCGCGAGCGUCGCACAGAGUACAUCCGCCAGCUCGAGUCCACCAUCAAGCGCAAUGAGGAGUCCCUGCAGACCCUGCAGCAGAAUCAUCGCAGCGCGGCCGAUGAGUGCUUGAUGCUGCGCUACAAGAACUCCCUACUCGAACGCAUCUUGCUCGAAAAAGGAAUCGAUGUGCAAGCGGAAUUGCGACUGAAGGCCGGGGCCCCUGGCGCGGGCGCGGGUAAGCCCACCCCGAUGGCGCCGAAACCUCCCACCACCCUGGAGCGCGCGGCCGUGAACCGCACCUCGGCCCAAAGGCAUCCCGGCAUCGCCCCCAAGGAGCCGUUCAGCAUGGCUCAGCAUCGCGACGGCGCCUAUGGUAUCCCGUCGCCGCAGUUCCAGGCCACGCCGCCGUCCCAUGUCUCCUCCCCGUCCCACGCCAAGUCUCCGGGCUUCCCCUUCCAGGGAGCCAUGUCCCCGGUCGGGGUCGACCCCCAAGCCCAGCAGCGCUCGCAGAUGCUCUCGCACUCGCGCAACCUCAGCCAAGCCUCGCCCCCGAUGAGCAUCGGCCAGCCGGAGUCGACCGAUCCGAAGUCCGCUCUGCCGGGUGGUACGAAUCCCCGCGCUCCCCGCGUCCCCUCCGCGUACUACCCAUCGCCAUUCCAGAAGCACUAUGACCAACUGGAACAGGAGUACGAUGCCCAGGCCGAUAUGAUCGACGAGGAGCACGAGUCCGCGGUGGGUGCGUCGCCCUACGUCUCCGGCUACAACAACACCGCGCCCGUGCCUGCGGGCUCCCAGCCCAUGGGGGCUCACAGUCUGAACCAGUAUCCCCCCCACACGGGGGAGGGGGCCAAUGGCGCCUAUGGCAAUACCAACCACCUCAUGGGGAACUACGAGCCGAUGUUGGAUGCGGAUCCCUUUGGGUUGAGCGCCAGCAUGCAUUUCCAGACUCCUUUCAGUUACGAGCAGAAUAAUACCCGCCAUUAACCCUUCUGUUUCCAUUUUUCGUCUCUUGUUCCACCCGCGUUGCCCCGUCUGCCCGAGGGUGUAGGCACCGGGGACGGCACUGGCGGAAGAAGAGACAUGCUUGA
Aspergillus ibericus CBS 121593 is the source of this 1984-nucleotide messenger RNA. Its product is annotated as bZIP transcription factor. Gene Ontology annotation, molecular function: DNA-binding transcription activator activity, RNA polymerase II-specific; transcription cis-regulatory region binding. The transcript has 4 exons. The record is from RefSeq and is a predicted model, not a curated record. NCBI's taxonomy places the organism in Eukaryota, Fungi, Ascomycota, Eurotiomycetes, Eurotiales, Aspergillaceae. Gene Ontology annotation, cellular component: RNA polymerase II transcription regulator complex. Bases 453 to 1880 code for a protein of 475 amino acids.